Blastomyces gilchristii SLH14081 is the source of this 2096-nucleotide messenger RNA. RefSeq lists its product as uncharacterized. The record is from RefSeq and is a predicted model, not a curated record. The transcript is spliced from 4 exons. Gene Ontology annotation, cellular component: ascospore wall; prospore membrane; lipid droplet. The coding region runs from base 232 to 1095 and encodes 287 amino acids. Lineage: Eukaryota; Fungi; Ascomycota; Eurotiomycetes; Onygenales; Ajellomycetaceae.
AUUUUUAACCUUAAAUUGAUAUCAGAUGGCGCUAGAUCUAAAGUAGCCGAGUUCCUUCUUGGCAAACGUCCAGUCUAUUCCAACCUCCGUCAUAGUUGAUGAUGCCGACUGCGUGAACGAUGAACAUAGCAUCAACCAACUAUCGCAAAGUAGAUACAAAGACCAACUGUCAUGGACGACUCACUCAUGUCUUAACGCGAAAGAAAAAAAAAAAAAAAAAAGAGAAAGUUGAUGGCUUCGUUCUUUAGCCUGAGUCAGGCAUCUUGGCUCUAUCCUUUACGAGGCAUAAUAUUCUUUAUCUCCCAUCCUUUCCUAUGGCCUCUGUUCCGUGCACGACUACUCUCCAUCUCCCUCCUCUCUGCUUUCAUUUAUACCCUCCUAUUCACCCUCACCUAUCUCCCACAAGUUGCCUUUCUCGCCAUCUUCCAAGGUAGCGGCGCCUGGGUAAAUGGACUCUUCCUCGUCCUGGGAGAAGGCGCCGCAAUCGUCCAAAUACUCUUCGAAGCCUUCUUCGUCGAUGAGACGCUCGUUGAUGUCUUUGAUGCCGUUCUAAUAAGCCAGGGUGAAGAAGACCUGGUCGCUACCUCGCGGGCCAUACAUCCUCGAGCAGACCAGAGUCAAGGCGGGGAUGGCGACGGUGAUGGGAACGGCAGCGGGGAUGCUGCUCUAUCGCUAAAUCCAAUGCAAAGGCUGGGUAAGCCGAUUACUAGUGCCAUAUAUGCGCCCUUCUCGGUGCGGCAGAUUGUGGAGUUUAUCGUUCUGCUGCCGCUUAACUUUGUGCCCGUGGCUGGGACACCGAUGUUUCUGAUCCUAGCAGGCUAUCGUGCGGGGCCGUUGCAACAUUGGAGGUAUUUUGAAUUAAGAGGGUUUAAUAAGAAUGAAAGGAAGAAGUUCGUGGCAAAAAGGAGGAUUCGGUAUACAUGGUUCGGAACAGUUGCCUUAAUCCUGCAACUGAUCCCCAUGCUCUCCAUGUUUUUCCUUCUCACCACCGCCGCCGGUUCGGCUCUAUGGGCAGCCGAUUUUGAGAGACGUCGGCGGAUAGCCAUCGAGCGCGCAGAGGCAGGACGUCAUAGUGAAUAUCGCACUCUUCCAUAAUAUUCUCGACAAUCAAACACGCCCGUACUAUCUCUUCUCUCUCCCCAUCUUCAAUUUUUCUGGGUUUCGGCUUUCCUUUCGGGCGUUUCGGUUUCGGUUCCGGUAGACACGGAGUGGAAGGUUAAAGUUAAAGAUAGUUACAGUUGAACUUAAAGCAUCUAAUACGAUAUUUAUGCACGGAUAAUGUUUGGUGUAUGUUUUGUUCCGGUUGAUUUAUUGUUCAUGAAUCGCGCUAUACCGAUAUAUCAUUUCUUUCCCCCCCCUUUUUUUUUUUUCUUUCUUUUCUUUUCUUUUGGUUUGUUUCCGGCCUCGUUGGGUAGUUAUUAACUAUAUGAUACCAUAAUAAUGUCUGUAUGAUAAUGCGAUUUUCUUCAAACCGAGUUACACGAGAGAAAGCCGUUGUAUGGGGAACUUGAGGGCCCCUAAUAUCUCACGCUAGGUGGAGAGGCGCCGACUGAACAUGUAUAGAGGCUACUCGAGGGAGAAAAAAAAAGGGUAAUUGACUACCAGUUCUUCUCAUAUUGCCAAUGGAUAGAAUAGCAUCUUAUGUAUGUAUAACUUCUCCUUCCGAAAAGGUAAACUCGAAUCCACACCCAUGCCUAUCAGGACAGAGACAUAUUUCGAACCACCAAUGUCCACCAUGGCAUAUAUUAAUAUUAAGCUCCCUUCCUUUUUUUCAAAAAUAUUAUUCUAUUCACUCUCCCACUAGCGGAAAAAAAAGAAUACAACACCUCAAAACCGAGUAAGAGACCAUCACAAUAAACGCCCUCCUCCACCCUCACGGUCACGGUCACGGCCACCGUCCCUUAGCACCCCAUCCUCUCCUACUGUGACAGGGUGAACAUCCUCGUAGGUCUUUUCCUUGCGACGGCCAUUAUCAUCAUCGUCGUGACGGCCUUUGCCGUGACCUCGUCCACCCCCUCCGCGUCCGCCACCGGGUUCGCCAUGGUGGCCACCGCCGUUACCUCCGCCGCGUCCGCCGCCGCGUCCGCCGCCGCCUC